This is a messenger RNA of Acanthoscelides obtectus, 3783 nucleotides long. NCBI's taxonomy places the organism in Eukaryota, Metazoa, Arthropoda, Insecta, Coleoptera, Chrysomelidae. The record is from the annotation of a GenBank genome assembly.
CAAGUCUGAACGUUAUGAAAACACAAGAAACUUCGUCUUAUCUGUUGUAAGCAAUGGGGGCAGUGAAUUGCAAACCGUGUAGGAAAAAGAAGAAAGCACUGCAAGGUGGCUCAAUACUUGACAGGGUCAUCAGUCAGGCCUCGAAUCAGGACCAAUGUUUGUUGUAUAGGUUGGCAAACUAUAAGAAAGGUGGUGAACUGAUCGACGCAUACAACCAAGGCGGGUUCAUCGAAGUGGAAAAACUGAUCAGGGAACAGUUUGGCCAGUUGAUGUACCGCGAAGGCAAGGGGCAAAUCAUCAAUAGAUCGGAAUACCUCCGGUGGAAAUUUAGGGACCACGAGCAAGUCACUUUGCCCAUCGAAGCAUCUUUGAGUCGUUUCGACCCGUUGGGAAAAUGGACAGAUCACGACGCCUGCUGGCAGAUGCAGUUCAGAGGCUCGUUGGGUGAGACGCUGCUGCAUGUUCUGAUCAUAUGCGAUACUAAGAUUCAUACGAAACUUGCCAGGACGUUGAUCAGGUGUUUUCCGAAGCUUUCUGUUGACGUUGUGGAGGGAGAAGAGUAUUUAGGAGCAAGCGCAUUACACCUAGCCAUAGCAUAUAGUAAUAAUGAGCUAGUUCAAGAUUUAGUCGAGGCAGGGGCUAACGUUAACCAAAGAGCUAUAGGCAGUUUUUUCCUUCCAAGAGACCAACAGAGACCAAAGCCUGCGAAGCACACUGAAUACGAAGGGUUAGCCUACCUUGGGGAAUAUCCGUUAGCUUGGGCUGCAUGUUGUGCCAAUGAGAGUGUAUAUAAUUUAUUAUUAGACAAUAACGCUAACCCUGAUUAUCAAGAUAGCUUUGGAAAUAUGAUUUUGCACAUGGUGGUUGUCUGUGAUAAACUGGAUAUGUUUGGAUAUGCUCUAAGGCAUCCAAAACUUCCUGCCAGUAAUGGAAUUGUGAAUGAAGAAGGCCUUACUCCUUUAACAUUAGCUUGUAAGCUUGGUAGAGCAGAAGUUUUCAAAGAGAUGUUGGAGCUAUCUGCAAAAGAAUUUUGGAGGUAUAGUAAUAUAACCUGUUCUGCAUAUACGCUUAACGCGUUAGAUACAUUGUUGCCAAACGGAAAAACCAAUUGGAAUUCCGCUUUAUUUAUAAUACUUAAUGGUACUAAAGAAGAACAUUUAGAUAUGUUAGAUGGAGGCAUAAUACAGAGGCUUCUUGAAGAAAAGUGGAAAUCAUUUGCCAGAAACCAGUUCCUAAAACGUCUGCUUAUUCUAGUAGUUCACUUAAUUUGUAUGUCUCUGGCUCUAUAUUUGAGGCCUGAUGAUUUUGAUGAGCCUUUACUGGGAUGGAGGGAUGAUCCUACUACAAUAGCAAGAUACUGCGCUGAAAUUGGAACACUGUUAGGUGUGCUGAGUUACGUGAUUUUUCAACAGGGCGAUGAGAUACGGAAUAUUGGGUUGUGGACAUUCUUGAAGCAACAGCUAAACUCUCCGCCGAAACUGAUAUUUUUGGUUUCAAAUUUGCUGAUCUUAGCCUGUAUACCUUAUAGACUAAAAGGAGAUAAAGACACUGAAGAAGCCAUACUGCUAUUUGCUGUACCUGGAUCUUGGUUUCUACUGAUGUUUUUUGCAGGGGCUGUUCGACUUACAGGACCAUUUGUAACAAUGAUCUACAGCAUGAUCACAGGAGAUAUGCUUACGUUUGGCAUAAUCUACACUAUAGUGUUAUUCGGAUUCUCACAGUCGUUUUACUUUUUAUACAAAGGAUUUCCAGGGGUGAAGGGGACACUAUACCACAGCUUCACCUCAACUUGGAUGGCAUUGUUCCAGAUUACUUUGGGAAACUAUGACUAUCAGGAGUUAGGGGCUACAACUUAUCCAGGCGUAGCAAAGACAGUAUUUGCAAUCUUCAUGGUGUUCGUACCCAUCCUGCUACUAAACAUGCUCAUAGCAAUGAUGGGCAACACUUAUGCUCACGUGAUAGAACAAAGCGAAAAGAGUGGAUGAAACAGUGGGCUAAGAUCGUGAUCAGUCUGGAAAGGGCCAUACCACAAGCGGAUGCGAAGCACUAUUUGCAAGAAUACAGCAUAUCGUUGGGGCCCAGUGAGGAUCCCAGUACUGAACAACGGGGGGUCAUGGUCAUCAAGUCCAAGAGCAAGACUAGGGCUAAGCAAAGGAAAGGGGCUGUUGCAAACUGGAAGAGGGUGGGAAGGUAACCAUAAAAGCUUUGAAGAAGAAAGGACUGACAGGUGAAGAAAUGAGGUGUCUGAUGUGGGGCAGAGAAUCCAUCAACACUCCAGUGAAAACUAAACGACCUCCUAAAGAUCCAUUGUUGGAUCCACAAGGACCAAACAUAGUAGGCGGUUUUGGCGAUGCCCUAACUGCAGCGCUGGAUGUGAUGACGUUUACUCAUGACCUGGAUAUAAGCAGUGCAGCUCAAGGUCUCAAUUUGGCCAACAAUCCAAAACCUCAGCCCCAGUUACAGUCCAAUCUGGUACAAAAUGGAGUCGUUGCCAAUAACGAGAAAAACCAUGCUUUUACUAAGGAUGACAACAAAAAGCCCGCUGAAAUAGCAGACGUUAAUGUUGGUAUGUUUGGAGCCCUCACACAACUUGCAGAGUCUCAAGGCUUUAAGGAACCUAAAAAGGAGGUACCUCAGGCUCCAGCUAUUUAUACUACACCGUCAACAGAUUCUCCAAACGUGGAUCCAACUUUAGUAGUUGUAGAUCCCAUCAAGGAACUGGUGAUCGCUUCUGAAGAUGAAAGAGCUGAUCCGGAGAAGUUGAACUUUCUUGCACAGUCAGCAGUCAAUUUAGUGGUGGGUGGUGAAAUACAAGUUCUAGCCCCAACCGUAGCUCCAAAACCUCAAAACCAAAUGAUGAAAAAUGUAAAAACGUUAGCUGGCAUUUUAACAGUGCUGAGACUUUUGUUAAGAAGGUUGAGGAGACGAAGAAGAAAUAUUCUGCGUUGGAUCCCAGCGAUAGUGAUGGAUUUGGAGAAGUUCCGAUAUUGGGAAAAAUAUCGAGAACUAAACGUGUGAAAUCAGCUCACCUGAGGAACUCAUCAGCAAAAUCCAAAUUUUCGGACAAGAGAAGACUAGUGCUGGAGUCAGACUCUAGCUCAACAGAGCCGGCUGAAGAUUUAAGCAAGGACGUUUUCAAGUGUAUCAACGAGAGGAGGAAAUGCGUGGAAACACCUCCACCGUCUUUUGUUGAUAUUGCGAUGUCAAAUGAACAAUUGUUUGUUACAGUUUCUGAAUCCACCCUGACGGUUUCUGGUGCUGGCGCUGGAGAAGACAAUCAAUCUGAGAAUAUCAAGGAAAAGAAAAAGAAAAAACGCUUCAAAACUGCAAAAACAAACAGAGUUGCACCGGUAGUGAACACAAGAGGCUGCAAGUCAGCUACGGUUCAAGCAGAGUCAGAAGGAUCUGCGUCUCCUGAUCCGCUGGAACCAUGGAGCACCAAGAAAAUCGCUAAUAUGAACACUUUGUUGGCAUGGGAAGACCAAGAAAGCUUAUAAAUGAAUUUAUUGUAAAUAUCUAUUUGUUGGAAAUUUAAUCUUGAAGCACGGCAAAACUUUUGAGGAUAAUGAUUCGGAUAGUAUAGGAAUAUUAAAUUUUUUUAACCAAACGAAAAGGUCUGAUAUUUCUUUACUACUCCGAAUCGGAAUUUAAUAUUGAUUAACUGGUUGCAUUUCAUUUGGAAAUGGAUUCUGAUUGUAAAGAUUUAUCCAAUUAUCUCUCUUAUAUUUUAUAUUUUUAAGACAAUCAUUCUGAACCUGCAUAUAUUACUUGUUAUUAGUGAAG